AUGGCGAGACCACGGAAUCGAAAGCGACAGCAAAUACCUGAGCUCUCGCAAAGUAAUCCUCCCCCAAAGAAAGCCAAGCUUAAAAGAGAAAGCAACUUCUCGCCAGUAUUCUGGGGUAACCUCUCAAAAAUCUGGCUUACGCCGUGUGCCCUAAGAGAGCUUAACCGUCGAAAUAGCGCAUAUACUCUGCCGAUAUUACCUGAGGUGUAUCCUACAGAUCUCGCCCGAUUCGCGAGACACGGCGGUCCAGAUCUUUGUCACCUGCGAGGCUAUUCUGAGCCGAAGAAAGACAUGAGCUCCAAUCCCUCCUCUACGUCUCGAAGUCGACCGACAAACUCGACGGCGGCGACAUCAGUCACUUCUAAGGCUAGGAAGUCCUCGGCAUAUAACGAUAAUUUCGAACAGCAUCUCAUCGACUACAAUAUAUAUCCCGAAGGAUAUGAGCAUCCGGAGAGCCGCUCCACUCCAGAGCCUAACAAUUCAAACCAAACCCACCAGGAGUUGUUGGCCUUUAGGGCCUCUCUGUCGCCCUCACGUUUCCCUGAGUCGGUAUUCCGCGACUUUAAGCGGAAGAACAGGACCAAGUCGGAGGGUAGUAUAAUGCGUAACGUGAUACCGUUGAUCGCUAGUGACUCAAAUACCCCAAACGAGAGCAAUAUACAAUUCACCAACCUCAUAUCACUUACGGAUGAAUCUACAGUUAAAGCGGUGCCAGACUAUUUUGAUGGAGCCAAAGCCAGUGACCUUCAUAGUGUGGUGAGGCGUGAGCUCAACGAGCUUGUCAUUCCCACCAAACAUGCAAAUGUUCCAAUAAUACCCAACUUUUUCUUGGAAGCCAAAGGCCCAAGUGGAAGUGUUUCCGUCGCCGAAAAGCUGGCAUGCUACGAUGGAGCACACGGGGCACGAGCCUUGCACGCCUUGCAAAACUAUAAGUUGGCUGAGCCGACCUACGACGGAAAUGCCUACACGUACAGCUCAACCUACCACGAUGGCACAUUAAAACUGUAUGCCCAUCACGUCACUGCACCUACCGUGGCGGAAGAACGGCCUGAGUACCACAUGACUCAGAUCGAUGGAUGGCAAAUGACGGGCAGUAUUGACACCUUUCGGCGUGGAGCGACUGCGUUUAGGAACGCUAGGGACUCGGCAAAACAACACCGGGAUAGCUUCAUUCAGGCUGCGAAUGCCACCGCUGAAGAUGCCGUCGAGCGACACGAAGCGGCCUCAAACCACCCUGAGAUGCCCGAGAUGCAAAGAUCCGAGGAUCGUUCGGCGCACACUGGCUGGAAGGAUGCGGAAGAGACGCUCCAGCAAUAA
This is a messenger RNA of Metarhizium brunneum ARSEF 3297, 1317 nucleotides long. RefSeq lists its product as uncharacterized. Lineage: Eukaryota; Fungi; Ascomycota; Sordariomycetes; Hypocreales; Clavicipitaceae. The record is from RefSeq and is a predicted model, not a curated record.